Daucus carota subsp. sativus is the source of this 855-nucleotide messenger RNA. RefSeq lists its product as uncharacterized. The transcript is spliced from 2 exons. Lineage: Eukaryota; Viridiplantae; Streptophyta; Magnoliopsida; Apiales; Apiaceae. Gene Ontology annotation, molecular function: RNA-DNA hybrid ribonuclease activity; nucleic acid binding. The record is from RefSeq and is a predicted model, not a curated record. Bases 1 to 855 code for a protein of 284 amino acids.
AUGGUGUUGGUUUUGGUUGGGAGGAAGCCUCUAUCUCCAUUCUAUAAUAUGUAUAUAACUGCUAUAGAAAAGGUUUUAAAUUUGGUUUGGCGUGCGUUAUCUCUUUGUUUAGCAACAUUAAGUCAGCUUCAACAAAAGCACGUUCAUGUUCAAGGUUUUUGUCGGGUCUGUGCUAACGGCGAGGAAUCUAUAGUUCAUGCACUGGUGACAUGUCCAUUCGCAGCGCAAUGCUGGAAGACCCUCAGACCAGAUAUUCAUUUGGAUGGCGUAACAGAUUUUACAGAAUGGCUGGAUAGUGCUACAAAUGCGAGUAUCACUCUUUGUUGGGCGAUAUGGAGAGCUCGCAAUGACCUGGUGUGGAAUCUAAAAACUACUUCGGUCUAUAGAGUAGUUGCAGCGGCAAAGCAGUACCUUUCACAAUGGAAAGCAGCUCAAGGAAGAUUGUUUCGUGCUCCUCUCCAACCUUCAGUUGAGGGAGAUGGAGCUGUUACUUGGGCGAAACCUCAGCAGAACACAGUAAAGGUAUCAGUCGACGCAGCUAUAUUUGAAGACCGGGAAGAAGUGGGAUUGGGAAUGGUUGCUAGAGAUUCUACAGGACAACUCUCGUUAGCUCGAACAAAUCUCCAUCAGGGUGUAGUUUCUCCAGAAGUAGCAGAAGCAAUGGCUAUUAAGGAAGCACUCAGUUGGAUUAAACAGGAAAGGUGGCCGCAUGUGGUGCUAGAAUCAGACUGCCUGGUAGUGAUUCAAGCUAUCAGAAGUAAAGCCCCUAUGCGUUCUCCGUUUGGAGUUCUUAUUGAGCAUUGUCGACAAAGUAUUUGUCAUAUGAACAACAUAGAAUUGUAUUUUAUUAAGUGA